CGUAUUUGCGUCUGUUGGAUCUAUGGGGGACUGGGUUCGGUUUUUGUUCUUUGGGGGCUGAUGGGUUAAGGUCGGAACGAAGCACGUGAUUCCAGGAAACCUUAAAAAAAAAAAAAAAACAACAGCUUUUCGUGCUGACUUCAGUGAACUUGGUGCUGAGUCGUCAGUCUGGCGGCGGGUCAGCUGACCCCUGGCCAGCACCAAACAAACCCACAAAAUAACAAUUGGAAGAAGACCGGUUUGUAUUUGGGAUUCAGCUUCGGACUUUAAUAGCCUUCCUGACGUGCCUCUUGACCGGCAGACUAUGUGGAAAGGCAGCGUCUUCACCCAGAGCUCGCCCGGAUGGACAGAUUCAGGAAACUUCACCUCGUUGUGUCCGAAUGGCUCCCGGUGGGUUUGGGAAGGCCUGGGGGAAUGCGCCCAGGAUGGGAGGGACAUGGCCAGCGUCUGCCUGGGCCUCCUGUCCAUCGUCUGUUUCAUGGUGUCCUCUCUUCCUCAGUACUAUAGUUCCUGUAAAAAGGGGAAUAUGGACAGUGCCCUGUCGGUUUGGUUCCUGCUGCUGUGGUUGGGAGGCGAUUCCUGCAAUCUGAUUGGCUCCUUUCUAGCUGACCAGCUUCCACUUCAGAUCUACACAGCGAUUUAUUAUGUCUUGGCUGACCUGCUGAUGCUCGCCAUGUACACCUACUACAAAAUGAGACACAGAGUGGCUCACAGGAGGACAGUUCUGAACGUCGUGGGCAUUUCUUGCGUUCUGGGCCUCACUGCUGGUCUGGCCCACUGCCCUGGGGUCGACCCCGAACCUGAAAUGAUCUUCUCUGGGUUCAGGAGCCGCUCUUUGCUCUCAACCUCUGAUGCUAGCUCUAUUCAGCCUUUUACCCCUAAAGAGAUUGUUGGUUUCUCCAUUGGGUCGGUGUCAUCAGUCCUCUACCUCUGCUCUAGACUGCCACAAAUGCACAGAAAUUUUAAGAGGAAGUCGACGGAGGGAGUGUCUUACUUCUUGUUUGCUCUCGUCAUUUUGGGGAACACCACCUACGGCCUGAGUGUCUUACUGAAGAACCCUGAGAGGGGCCAGAGCGAGAAAAGCUACCUGGUCCAUCACCUCCCCUGGCUCAUCGGCAGCCUCGGAACGCUCAGCCUGGACCUCAUCAUCUCAGUGCAGUUCUUGAUCUACCGUAAGGCUCCGGUUCAGAACGUGAACGGGAGCCUGGGAACUGAUGAGACGGCGCCGCUGAUCCCGAGCUGAACCGGCGGACGGAGGAGAAGCUCCAGGAUCUCCAAUCAAACUCACUUGGUCAACACACGCAAACUGCAAUCCGUCAAGUUUUAGUUUUUAUUUAUUGACUGUUCGUCCUGAUUAAUGUUUACAGAUGGGACUUUUUCUUAUUGCCGCAAUGGAAGUACAGAUAAAAAUUCUUAAUUUAUCUGCCUUUUAAUUUGGGUUUCAGACGUCGGACGUGGAGCUUUGAGUCGUAACGUCAAGCAUCCUGUAAAUGUUGAUGGUAUUUGGCAGACUAGACCAUUCCACAGAUGUUUUCUCUGAACCAACUACGGUGCUGUAAAGUUUCUGAACCGCCACAUUCAACCCCGUCUGUGGUGGUUAAAUGUGCCAGAAUAACUCCACUGUCUGGUGUUGUCCUUUUAAGACUUUACCUUGUAUUUACAUCUGCUCUCCCUCAACCUGCAGCAAAAACAUGUCAGAACAGAGCAGAUCUUUUAUGCAGACCGUUCAUAUUUUCCUUGUAGUUUCAGGUUUUUACUCGGUGUUUUUGUGAAGAUGCAUGACCAGUUUUGAUUGCACUUCUUGAGUUUUAAAACUGUCUCAAAACAAUGAUUUUUUUUUUUUUUUUUUUUGCCUCUUUAAUUUGCACAUUUUGUUGUCUGUUUUUGCACAUUUUAAUGUGAAAAUUGGUUUUAUAUUAUAAAUGAUAAACGUAUCUAGUCGGUCUGUGUACUGUAAAGAAAUAAACAAAAUGAAGACGA
This is a messenger RNA of Xiphophorus maculatus (southern platyfish), 1980 nucleotides long. It is a transcript of the gene slc66a1, whose product is annotated as PQ loop repeat containing 2. The record is from RefSeq and is a predicted model, not a curated record. The coding region runs from base 305 to 1243 and encodes 312 amino acids. NCBI's taxonomy places the organism in Eukaryota, Metazoa, Chordata, Actinopteri, Cyprinodontiformes, Poeciliidae. The transcript has 8 exons.